UUCUGUGGGUGAUCAAGCCCACAGUGAAACAGAGACUGGUGUUUACAGAGCUUUAGAUCUGCAGUCUGCCAUUCUUGCAAGUCUGCACACCUGGAACGGUUCACUAUGAAGCUCUGGGUACUUUUCUUAUUAUCACUACUCCUGCUGGAGAUUCAAAAUGGUGUGAGUCAACAGACCAAGAGUAAGAAACAUAUCAGUCUCAGACCAGCACGAAGGCGAGUCAAGGGUCGCUACCCCAAAGUAAAAAACAAAGAGGUAGGAGGAAAAUUUCAGUCCAUUCUCACCCAGGUUCUGGACAAAGGCCGCUUUCUUCGUCUUGGUGACAGUAUAAUCUUGAACCCUGGAAAAACGCUGGAACUAAGGUGCAAAGGGAACAAGAUUGGCUGGGCAUACCCAUCUAACUUGGGCACUUUUAAUGAUUCCCGUCUCAGCAUUGACCAGAAUGAGAAGUUUAGUCAGUUGACCCUGACAUCACCCUCUGCUGCUGAUACGGGAGAGUACAGCUGCUGGGUGAUACUCUGUGAUGGUGAUGAGUGUCAGAAGGACCCAGAUCACACCUCCACCACCUACAUAUACUUUACAGAUAAAGAUGAGCUAUUUGUCCCAUCACCCAUCCACUUUGAGAUUGUGUUCCUGCGACCUGAUAGACCUGCAACAGUGCCCUGCCGAGUCACGACCCCCAAGACCACAGUGUCCCUACACAGGGAAAUGCCUCCAGAGGAGAUACAUACUAAUGAAAGUCUUAUCUCCUACAACCCCACCAAAGGCUUUAUCCUUCAGAGCCCCAGCCCUGAUCACAUGGGGGCCUUUUACUGCAAGGCUAGCAGCACCACAAAAACUACACCACAGAUCUCCACUAAGUACCAGCUGCUUUAUCUUGAAGUACCUAGUGGUCCUCCGUAUGCAACUAUUCAGGCCUCCUCAAAUGAAGUGAGUGGAGGGGAUGUCUUUAACAUCACUUGCACAGUUCUGGGUGAGCCUGAGAUGGAUGUUAAAUUCAGCUGGACCUAUCCAGGACAGGACCAGAGGCCUGUGAGUGUUCAAGAGUCAAGGAGGCUGAUAAACAGAGGUGUGGGCCAAAUCACACGCAUUUCCCAGAGUGUCAUGAUUGUGGAUGAUGUGGAGACUAUUGAUUUUGGGAACUACAUAUGCACAGCCAAAAACGCCAAUGGAGAGACAUCUGUGGCCACACAAGUGAACACCCAUCAUUAGACCAUUAUGGGGCACUAAAACCGGACUCUCUAACACCCAAGGCAUCUUGCUGUGCUUUUUUUUUUUUGGGGGGGGGGCACACUUCAUGGCAAGUUCAAGAUAAAGUGCUAAUAUAAUAUCUUUUACUGGUUUCACAUCUGUGAAUAUUUCAUAUAAUGAAAAUAUCUCCAGUGAAAAUGUCAUUGUUUACCCAGAUCUAUGCUUUUUUUUUUAAUGCUACAAUCAUUAUCUGUACCUCAAUAUUAACAUGGUCUUGCAUUGCUGGAAGUGAAAAUAAAAUAAGCUGAUGGUGGA
This is a messenger RNA of Neoarius graeffei (lesser salmon catfish), 1506 nucleotides long. RefSeq names its product platelet-derived growth factor receptor-like (gene pdgfrl). Bases 106 to 1212 code for a protein of 368 amino acids. NCBI's taxonomy places the organism in Eukaryota, Metazoa, Chordata, Actinopteri, Siluriformes, Ariidae. The record is from RefSeq and is a predicted model, not a curated record. The transcript is spliced from 6 exons.